Messenger RNA from Verticillium alfalfae VaMs.102, 1668 nucleotides. RefSeq names its product polyadenylate-binding protein. The transcript has 3 exons. The coding region runs from base 1 to 1668 and encodes 555 amino acids. Gene Ontology annotation, molecular function: mRNA binding. The record is from RefSeq and is a predicted model, not a curated record. NCBI's taxonomy places the organism in Eukaryota, Fungi, Ascomycota, Sordariomycetes, Glomerellales, Plectosphaerellaceae.
AUGUCUGCCUCCGCGAACACCGGUGCUGUUGAUCAGCUCACCAACGACCUUGCCACCACCUCGCUGAACGGCGAGGAGAAGAACACCCCUGCCAUCAACACCAACGUUGAGGGCGCUCAGGGCGAUGCUGACACCGCUGGUCCUACCCCCAACUCGGCUGUUCCCCAGCCCCAGGCCUCUGCCUCUCUCUACGUCGGUGAGCUCGAGCCCCAGGUCACUGAGGCCAUGCUCUUCGAGCUGUUCUCCCACAUCGGCCCCGUCGCGUCUAUCCGUGUCUGCCGUGAUGCCGUCACUCGCCGUUCGCUCGGCUACGCCUACGUCAACUACAACACCACCUCGGAUGGCGAGAAGGCCCUCGAGGAGCUCAACUACACCGUGAUCAACGGCCGUCCCUGCCGUAUCAUGUGGUCGCAGCGCGACCCUGCCCUCCGCAAGAACGGCCAGGGCAACGUCUUCAUCAAGAACCUCGAUGUCGCCAUUGACAACAAGGCCCUUCACGACACCAUUUCUGAGGGCGAGGAUGAGGACAAGGUUAAGGAGGAGCCCAAGGAGGGUGCCGAGGAGGAGACUCCUGCCCCCGAAGCUGAGGUCAAGAAGGAGGACAGCGAGACUGAUGCCGAGAGCCAGGAGGCUGCCGACAAGAAGGACGCCAAGAAGGGCGACAAGAAGCUCGGCAAGAGCAAGGGCUUCGGCUUUGUUUGCUUCAGCAACCCCGAGGAUGCCACCAAGGCUGUUGCCGACAUGAACCAGCGCAUGAUUGACAACAAGCCUCUCUACGUCGCCCUGGCACAGCGCAAGGACGUUCGCAAGAACCAGCUUGAGCAGAGCAUCCAGGCCCGCAACCAGAUGCGCAUGCAGUCCGCUGCCGCUCAGGCCGGCAUGCCCAACCAGUUCAUGCAGCAGCCUGUCUACUUCCCUGGCCAGCAGCCCGGCUUCCUGCCCCAGGGCGGCCGUGGCAUGCCCUUCCCCCCCAACAUGGGCAUGCCCAACAUUCAGGGUGGUCGCCCCGGACAGUACCCUGCCGGUUUCCCCCAGCAGGGCGGCCGCGGCAUCCCCCAGCAGCUUCCCCCCAACAUGUACGGCGUCCCUGGCCAGUUCCCUCCCGGCGGCUUCCCCGCCCAGGCCAACAACCCCCAGUUCAUGGCUGCCAUGCAGCAGGUCCAGCAGGCCUCCAUGGGUGGCGGCCGUGGCCAAGGUGGCCGCGGUCCCAUGCAGGGCAUGCCCGCUGGCCCCAUGGGCCCCGGUGCCCCCGGCUACCCUCCCAACCGCCAGCAGCCCGGCCAGGCCGGCGGACGCGGCGGACGCAACGGUCAGCAGGGCAACUUCCCUCCCCAGGGCGGUCGCGGUGCCCCCGGCGCCGGCGAGAACACCCCUCCCCAGGGUCUCAGCGCUAUCCAGCUGCAGUUGAACAACGCUACCGAUGCCCGCCAGCAGAAGCAGAUCAUUGGCGAGCUUAUCUUCCCCAAGAUUGCCGCGCAGCAGCCUGAGCUCGCUGGCAAGAUCACGGGUAUGCUCCUCGAGAUGGAGAACUCUGAGCUCAUCACCCUCAUCGAGGAUGACAACGCCAUGAAGCUCAAGGUUGACGAGGCCCUCGGCGUGUACGAGGAGUACGUCAAGAACCAGGGCACCGAGGAGGACGAGUCGAAGAAGGAAGAGACCAAGGCUUAG